CAAGCAUCUGCAUACUGCGUACUGUGCCAGAAUGCCCCCCGGGCCGUCAAUGGAGAUCCGAGCUCGGCCGGGACAGCUGCUUCGGUACGCAGUUGGGCACUCCGUUUGCCGGCUCAUUCACCCUGACAAUCGUUUCCCAAAUAUCCUCAGCUCGCCGAUCGAGACGCCAUCUUCAUCCAAUACUCAACGGAUUCAGUCCGCACACAGGCCAACCGGCAGAGUCUGGCACCAGGCUGGCACGACUGGCACGCCAAUCUGUUGGCAAAGCUCUCAGCUGUCCAGUGUUCACACCUCGCCAGUAUAGCUCCCCUCAAGCUGAGUCGUGAACAGAGAGCUCCUGUCCCGAUUCUGGACCUGCGUCUCAGCCCUGCUGUGUCCCUCUCCAAUCAAAAGCACCAAAUGGCCGUUCAACUGCGGAAGUCUCCGAGAGCUGCUGCCGCCGUGUCUCGACGUGCCACAUCAGACGGCAGCCAGCCACUUCAGAGGUGACAGCCCAAUAGUGCGAUGCAACGGGUUAGCCUGUCGCACAGGUCACUGGCUGGAGGGGGACCGGCGAUAUCUGAUAAGAGCUCCAAGCUCCGCGUUUGCGUCGCAGGUUGCUAAAGAACCGACAACGCUCUUACACAUACAUCUUCAACAUAACUGAAGAUGCGUCUCUCUACUAUUCUCCUGGCCGCGGCCGCCAGACCGGUCGUUUCUUGGGGCAAUGUCGGUCACCGUACCGUCGGAUACCUCGCCGAGAAAUACUUGACUGAUGAAGCCGCCGCCAUCUACGGAGACCUGCUCGCCAACGAUCGCAACUAUGACUUCUCCGAUGCUGCGACUUGGGCCGAUACGCUCAGAGGCCAUAUGGGCUGGGCAAGCAAGUAUCACUACAUCAAUCCCCGCGAUGACCCCCCUAGCAUGUGCGGCAUGAAGUACCCUCAAGACUGCCCAUCCAGCGGCUGCAUCAUCUCCGCCAUCACAAACUACACAUCUCAAAUCCUCGAUACGAGCCUCCCCCACAUUGACCGCAAGAACGCGACAAUGUUUGUAAUACACUUCCUGGGCGAUAUCCAUCAGCCCCUGCACGCCACAGGUCUCCUCCGCGGCGGCAACGACAUCCGCCCCGUCUGCUGGCGCCGCCAGCCCAACCACGGCGUCUGCAACGGCCCCAUGAGCCUGCACUCCGUCUGGGAUUCGCAGAUCCCGCACCGCAUCCGCGGUCUGCCGCCGCACCUGAGCAUUCCGCAAGAGAAGGUUGCCGCCGCAUCAUGGGCAGCCGACCUCUAUCAACGCCAAGAGCAGGCGGGUGUCAACGCAACGGCCGGGCAGUGCAUUGAUCUCAAGACGGGUUCGUGUGCGUUGGGCUGGGCCACGGAGUCGAAUGCGUACGUCUGUUCGCACGUUCUGAAGAAGGGCCUGGCUUGGUUGAAGUCGAAUGACCUCAGCGAGGGGUACUUUGAUGAGAACUGGGAAGUCGUCGAUGAGGUGAUUGGGAAGGCGGGCGUGAGGCUGGGAGCGUGGCUGAACGCUAUUGCCGAGAGAUUAUCUGCUGAGAAGGAGGAGCCCGUGUUUGAGGAUCUUUGAAGAACCAAACGGGCUUGAUCCCAGGGCAUGGCGUCCAGGCUUGAUGUCAACAUCUGAGGGUGAUACUUGGCGGGAUCUGCUCUCCUGCCAAGCGCCGGCUUGGAAGUCCAGAGACUUGCUCGCAUGUCUUAUAUUAGCAGUCUUCAAUCGAGAAUAGAGGGAAUUCCGUGAAACACGCCAUCGAGCUGCUUCUGGUUCCUUCAGGACCAGGGAAUACGACGCUCGUGACUUACAUCCCACGGAACGUAUGAUUGUAGCCAAGUUGAAGCGGUGCUCAGCAGCUUACUGACCAUGACAGGUAUGGGAAGCUAUGUUUGGCCCUUGACGGCAUGAAGAAACGAUGAGAGCUCAUACUCUUGAACGGCAUCCCAUUGUAUUCUUUGCUAAGCGGUUGGUUGUCAUCGCUUCUGCUUUCCAUAUAAUUGAGCGGCCACCGAUCAUUCUUUACUUCGUGACUGUGGGUAAUGACAUCGUCCCGAGCCAAGACUCGGUAGGCGAUGAAUAACCAUCAGCCUCUAUUAAGUCUUUUCCUACCUAUCUAGACUUGCCAACUUAGGAAAGCUGGCGUUAAUAAGAGCAGACAGACUCAUGAGACCUAGAUCCCAU
Colletotrichum scovillei is the source of this 2175-nucleotide messenger RNA. Its product is annotated as S1/P1 Nuclease. The coding region runs from base 649 to 1569 and encodes 306 amino acids. Gene Ontology annotation, molecular function: endonuclease activity; nucleic acid binding. Lineage: Eukaryota; Fungi; Ascomycota; Sordariomycetes; Glomerellales; Glomerellaceae. The transcript is spliced from 3 exons. Gene Ontology annotation, biological process: DNA catabolic process. The record is from RefSeq and is a predicted model, not a curated record.